Molecule: messenger RNA, 1584 nt
Organism: Xenia sp. Carnegie-2017
Lineage: Eukaryota; Metazoa; Cnidaria; Anthozoa; Malacalcyonacea; Xeniidae
Product: kelch-like protein 12
Exons: 2
Coding region: 112-1584 (490 amino acids)
Molecular function (GO): protein binding; metal ion binding
Source: RefSeq, a predicted model, not a curated record
UCGACUGCAUAUUCCAACGUAUUUUCUAGCUUUAACUUGUAGCGAUAAACAAAUAAUUUCGUCACUUCUGAAAUUAAUCUUAACACUGAAUUAUACGGGAAGACGAAUGAAAUGGCUUAUUGUCCUAAUGAUGAUGAAUGUGGCUAUGAUGAAUCGAGAUUUAAGAAUGCUGUUGAUGAAAAUUUUCGCUGUGCAAUUUGUCUCAACGUCGCUAAAGAUGCAAGAAUGUGUCAACACAACGAACACAUCUUUUGCCGUUCUUGUAUUGAAGAACAUCUACGAGUUAAUGCACAAAGAUGUCCUCAAUGUCAAGAUUAUUUGACGGUAGCUACACUUCUUCCAGCGCGUGUUAUAAAUAAUAUGAUUUCUAAGUUAAAGAUCAAUUGCGACUACGCUAUUCGUGGUUGCAAAGAAUUUAUAAAUGUUGAAGAUCUUAAAAGACAUGUGAAAAAUUGUGGCUUUGCUCCAGUGUUGUGUUCUAAUGAACGUUGUGAUCAGGAGAUAAACAAACGAGACAAGAUUAAACAUGAAACUGAGUUAUGUGAAUACAGAAAGAUUCCUUCUCACGAUUUUGCGGAGAUAAAAGAAAUGUUUCAACAAAGUUUUGAGGGGAAAGAGAAAAUGCAGAAAGAAAUGAUGAAAUCGAAAAGAGAAAUGAGAAACAUUCAACAAAAUCUUUCUACAAUGACUAAAAAUGAACAUGUCAAAACAUUGCCAUCACCAAUUGAGGGAAUGAAGAAUUCGGGAAAAGAAGAUAUUUUGAUUGCUGGUGGUGACUCAUUUUGUUCCUCCAAAAGUGUUGAAAUAUUUUCAUGGAAGGAGAAGAAAUGGUUUAACAUUGCAUCAAUGGAAAAUGAACACAGCUGUGCUUCAUCAUUUAUUUAUAAUGAUAAUUUAUUUGUUGUUGGAGGUGGCUAUAGAAAGUCAAUGGAGACAUUUAACAUAAAACAGUCACCUUUGACAUGGAAGAUAUUUCCCACAGAGUUUCCUCAUGUAUGUUGGAGUCAUCAAACUGUUGUUUGUAAACAACAAAUCUUUCACAUUGGAGGAUACAUUGUUGGUAAAGGACCAUCAGAUUUGAUCAGUGAAAUAAAGAUUACUCGUACAACAUCUCAUGUUUUAAAAGAGUUGUGUCAUAUGCCUGAACCACGGCGUGGCCAUGGAGCUCUUGUGGUUGAUGACAAAGUUCUUAUUUUUGGAGGAAAGGGAAAAGAUAGGAAAGUUUUGUCCAGUGUUUUGGAGUUUGACCCAAGGACUCUUACCUGUAACAAAAUGCCUCCAUUACCUCAUCCAUUGACUGAAAUGGCAACAGCUCAAUGGAGAGAUCAAGUUGUUCUUCUUGGAGGUUAUGAUGGAAGAGAAAAAUUGAACAGUGUUAUCAUGUAUGACUGUAAUACAGGUAACAUUACAGUCUUACCAUCCAUGUUGGAAAAGAGACAGGGAUGUUGUGCAGUUAUAACAGAGGAUACAAUUGUUGUCAUGGGGGGUUAUAAUGAUGAAGAUGAACGUCUUAAAUCAGUGGAGUGUUUCGAAAUGGGAAGUAGUUCUUCAUGGACAUAUCUUCCUUCAAUGAAUGAAUCAUGA